Molecule: messenger RNA, 2433 nt
Organism: Amblyraja radiata (thorny skate)
Lineage: Eukaryota; Metazoa; Chordata; Chondrichthyes; Rajiformes; Rajidae
Gene: pigw
Product: phosphatidylinositol glycan anchor biosynthesis, class W
Exons: 2
Coding region: 475-2001 (508 amino acids)
Biological process (GO): GPI anchor biosynthetic process; protein localization to plasma membrane
Cellular component (GO): endoplasmic reticulum; membrane
Molecular function (GO): glucosaminyl-phosphatidylinositol O-acyltransferase activity
Source: RefSeq, a predicted model, not a curated record
AGACGUCCCCCAUCUCCAGAGAUGCUGCCUGCUGAGUUACUUCAGCAUUUUGUGUCUACAGGGUUGAACGCUGGUCUCUGAGGCAGCAGCUUUACCAACAGGGCCGCGUUUCUUAACUGUUUCUAAUUGAGGUUGAGGAUCGAUACCCCUGGGGAGACUGACUGCAGAAGGCAGAGGUUCGGCUCCCGCUCUGGCCUUGACUCUGGUUCUGGCAAUCAAUGGGCGCUGGACCCCACGAUAAACAUCACCUGUUGUAGUAAAUAUCAGCAUCUCGGGCAAGGCUUGCUGCUUCUGAAGUGCUCACGGAAGUUCUCUCCAGGGAUACUCCCUGACCCGCUGAGUUGCUCCAGCAUUUUGUGUCUAUAUUCGGUGAUUUAAGUACAAGCCAUCUCGGAAUCAUUGCGGAAGAAACUUCCUUGUGGCUCUGUCCCCCAAUCUGCAUAAUACUGGCUCCCUUUUGGUCCAGGGAGUAAAAUGGAGCAAAAGCUAUCCAAAGAAGCCUUUGUCAGCAACUUCAAUGGUACUACUCUGACUGAGAAUUCAGUGGGUUUGGUUUCAUGUGUAUUGUCUGUUGCCUAUCGAGGCUUGAUUUUAAUGUAUUUCUUUGGAGAAAGCACCGAAUCAACAUGGAAAAGAUUCCUAUUCGUUGACUUUGCUGUACUGGUGGCACCUCUUGUAUUGUAUUGCACUGUUUUGUCAGCUGUGCUUCAUUGGGUGGUGCUGGUUCUAGUAGUUGUUCUGGUGAUAUCUGUAUUUCAGAUAUACUAUCGAAGAAAACGGAGUGCCCAUCAACACUUGAAAGAAGUUAUAGCAGGAUUUUUGGACACCAGCCUGGAUAUGAAUCGUAUUCCCUUUGUCACUUUGUUUCGAGUCUAUGUUAACAUAGUGACUGACAUCUGCAUUUUAGCUGUGGACUUUCCAAUAUUUCCAAGACGCUUUGCUAAAGCUGAAACAUAUGGGAAGGGGUAUAUGGACUAUGGUGCAGCAGCUUUUGUUUUUUCAAAUGCACUUGUUUCUCCUGAAGCAAGACAGAAGAACAAAAUUGGAUCACAUUUUAAAUUUAGUUUUGCAGUCAAACAGAUAAUAGCAGUUUGGCCGUUAAUUUUCUUGGGAUUUGUUCGUCUAAUAAGUGUUAAAUCUGUGAAUUAUCAUGAGCAUAUCUCUGAAUAUGGUUUGCAUUGGAAUUUCUUUUUCACACUGGCAGUAGUUAGGAUCCUAUCAUCUUUUAUUUUUGUAUUGUGCCCUGUAAGAAGCUCAUGGAUUUUGUCAGGUGGUAUCGCCCUAUGUUAUCAAUUCCUCCUUGAAAUGACAAAUCUGAAACAAUUUAUAUUACAUGGCAGCGAUGGCAAAGGUACGAGGGAUGGGUUCAUUAAUGCUAACAGAGAAGGGAUUUUUUCCAUGUUUGGAUAUGUAUCUAUUUACAUGGCUGGUGUACAAGCUGGCAUUUUUAUUAUGAAGAGGAGGGUGUUUGUAAAAGACUGGAUAAAAAUGCAGGGCUGCCUUGCCAUAAGCCAUUUUAUAUUAUUGUUGCUGUUGCAUGCGUGCGAGGCACUUGUAGAACCUGUAUCCCGACGGAUGGCCAAUCUCGCUUUUGUCCUCUGGACAGUUGAACACAGUUUGCUUUUUAUCAAUCUGUACAUACUGGUUGAUCUUGUUUUAUUAUUUGUCAAAUUUCUGUCGGGGAUGUCUAAAGCGCCGUGUUCGUGGAACAUUUUACCAGAUACUCCCCAGCACAGAAAAGAAAAGACUUUGUCAAAAAACAAUGCUUUGGAAAAAGUAGAUAAAAACACAGUACGUUUCUGUCUUAUUGAUGCCAUAAACAGAAACCAACUAUUGUUUUUCCUGCAAUCUAAUAUUUUGACAGGUUUGGUAAACUUUACAGUGGAUACUGUUCAUAGCAGCACAUAUAUUUCCUUAUUUGUACUGAUGCUUUACAUGUUCUGCAAUUGUAUCUCUGUAUAUAUUUUACAUAUCAAUGACAUCACUUUAAAGUUUUGGUAAUUCAGCAUACACAUCCUUAGUAUCUCAACACGUAAUAUAAAAGAAAACUAAAACAUUUAGAGAUGUUCAGCCAUUGGUUUAUGCCAAGAAUACAUGAAACAAUAGAAAUGUAAAGUUAACUCCAAGAGAUUUGGCAGAGCAAUCAUUACUAUUCCUUGCUUUACAAUGUUGUUUUUCAUCAGAGGAUGCUGAAGCAUACAAUAUAACUUUGAUUCCCGAUUUCAACAUAAUCAUAUUUCACUAUAAAUAAUUUUAUUUUUAUAUUAUUAGUUAGGAAUAAGGACAUGAUGAUUUUUCGAUAGGGUCUAAAUUGUACCAGAGCAUGGAAAUAUAAUUAUCUCCGAUCUCGACUCUGCUUCACCUGUGAAUUACAUUUGGUUGUGCUUCUCUUUGGCAAUCAAUUAAUUAUAUUAAAAACUUUGAUUUUUUUUU